CUUCUGAUGUCACUGAGCCUCGGGGGCGAGUCUGCUCCGCUGCUAUAUAAUCUUCCCGGCUCGGUGGAUGAAACCAGCGCACUAAAAUCAGAUACGAGCAAAUAUACACGGAACAAACAAACAUGGUGAAGAUCACUUUCCAGACAGUUUCGGCGCAGAAGCCUGAAAAAGACAACGAUGAAGACAAGAUCAUUAUACCUCAGGGUCACGAGCAACUGGUUCUUCCUGUCAGGUCCAAGAAGCCUUUUCCAACAGGCCUCUGUUGCCUCACCUUUGGCCUGGUGGCCUUUAUGUCAGGACUGGUGCUGGCCUCCAUCUUCGUCUAUCGCUACUACUUUAUACCUCAGCAGAUCCCAGAAGACAGCUUGUUCCACUGCCGGGUUGUCUUUGAAGACUCCGUGUACGCUCCUCUGAGGGGCCGGCAAGAACUCGAGGAGAAUGUCGGCAUCUACCUUGACGACAACUACGAGCAGAUUAGUGUACCUGUGCCACACUUUGGAGGCAGUGACCCCGCUGAUAUCAUCCACGACUUUCAGAGGGGCCUCACAGCUUAUUAUGACAUAGCUCUGGACAAAUGCUACAUCACUGAGCUGAAUACAACCUUGGUGAUGCCUCCGCGGAACCUGUGGGAGCUGCUCGUCAACGUCAAGAGAGGGACGUAUCUUCCUCAGACUUACAUCAUCCAGGAGGAGAUGGUGGUGACAGGGAGGGUGUGGAACAUGAGGCAGCUGGGCCCGUUCAUCCACAGGCUCUGCUACGGCAAAGAAACCUACCGCCUCAGACGCCGCAACCAGCGCAGACGUAUUGACAGGCGUGAGACAAAGAAGUGCCACAGCAUCCGUCACUUCGAGAACACUUUUGUGGUUGAGACCGUCAUCUGCGACAGGGUCUAAAUCUAAAGGCGGAAAUCACAGCCAUCCAACACAGAAGCCAGUUCCAAACCAUACCUCUUGAAUUUAUUUAGGCUUUUAACUGCACUUUAAGAGCGAGUAUCUGUCCAACAGUUUUAGUUUCAGUUGUAAAAUUUUUUUGUUUGUUUUGUCUCAAGUUGGAAAUGCUCUUUUAUUGUUCAUGUACAAUGUUAUUAUAUUUUUUAUUCAAAUAGUCUGUAUGUAUGGAUGAAAUGUGUUUGGAUAUAUCUGUAGCUUGUCACGUUGUCCAUAAGAUGUUAAUGUGUGUCAGUCUAUGACAUUUUCAUCUUAAGACUUUUUCAUUUUAGUCCUUAUUUUUAUAUAGUAACUCAGCGCACUGUGGGUGGUGGUAAGGAUAUUAGGAAACUGCUUUCACUGUGCGCUCAUGUUAGUAUUCGUUUCUCGUUUGUUAUUUUAUUUCGUUUUGAAAGUCAGAAAAUGGCAAAACAUACCUCAUGUAGUUUAGACGUUUCUUUGUUAGUUUAUAUCAUUAAUGAAUGGUGUAUAUAACUUUGAGUGUUCCUAAGCAAUAUAUACUGUAAAUUGAUUCUGAACAUAUUGUUACAUGCAUAGAUUUUUAUCUGAAAUCAACCUUUUUUGUGAACAAUCAUUUCUUUAUGGUUUGUCUCUUUAUUUCCUUUGGUAUCACACUUUCCUACUCCUUGGAUAUAAUGGCUUGAGACUGUAAUUAGUAGCAGUGCUUUAGAGAGACAGAAGGAACCAAAGUCUGCAGUGAGUGAUGCUUUGCUUAGUGUUAAGGAUUUAUGAGACAUUUACAAAGAAUGCUUUUUACUGUAGAUGAUAUCAAAGGCUACAUCUAAUUUUUUUGUCUUGCUCUUCCUCCUCUUCACUUGGAUUUGCCUGUUGUCUUUAUCUCGCGCCAGUCCCUAAUCCUUCCUAUCUUGGCAUUAUAAUCUCUACAAUGUUGAUUUGUCCCAACUUAAAAAAAAGAUUUGGGGUGUCUUUCUAAUGUGCAACCUGGAGCAAAUAAGUCUCUGUUGAGAGAGACCGGUGAUAUGUGGUCACAUUUCAUUGUCUUGGGAUAUGUUAUUUUGCUGUACAGUCAAAUUUUCUUGUACUAUCUUGCUGCUUUAAGAAUAAAUGAUCAAACUUUC
This is a messenger RNA of Micropterus salmoides (largemouth bass), 2026 nucleotides long. It is a transcript of the gene itm2cb, whose product is annotated as integral membrane protein 2Cb. The record is from RefSeq and is a predicted model, not a curated record. The coding region runs from base 123 to 893 and encodes 256 amino acids. Gene Ontology annotation, biological process: negative regulation of amyloid precursor protein biosynthetic process. Gene Ontology annotation, cellular component: extracellular exosome; plasma membrane; Golgi apparatus. Gene Ontology annotation, molecular function: amyloid-beta binding. The transcript is spliced from 6 exons. Lineage: Eukaryota; Metazoa; Chordata; Actinopteri; Centrarchiformes; Centrarchidae.